Messenger RNA from Hemicordylus capensis (graceful crag lizard), 2734 nucleotides. It is a transcript of the gene DNMT3B, whose product is annotated as DNA methyltransferase 3 beta. Gene Ontology annotation, biological process: negative regulation of transcription by RNA polymerase II. NCBI's taxonomy places the organism in Eukaryota, Metazoa, Chordata, Lepidosauria, Squamata, Cordylidae. The record is from RefSeq and is a predicted model, not a curated record. Gene Ontology annotation, molecular function: DNA binding; DNA (cytosine-5-)-methyltransferase activity, acting on CpG substrates. The transcript has 21 exons. The coding region runs from base 197 to 2587 and encodes 796 amino acids. Gene Ontology annotation, cellular component: nucleus.
GGGGCUGCCCGGGCAGGCAGCGGCAGCAGCAGCAGCGCCGGGAGGGUUAAUCCGCCAAGUAAACGUAGUUUUGGGCUUGUCAGUUUCCGAUUCGAGACCCGGGAAAAAAAGUCACGCCUGGCGAGCGAGCGAUCGGGCGGGCAGAGCAGCGGAGGCGGCGGCGGCGGCGGCGGCGGCAGCAGCAGCCCAGGCGAACAUGAAAAGGGAAAAGGAAAUCAAUUGGGAGAUGGACAAUGCUGAAGAGGUGCUCUUGGUCAAUGGCAGCUGCAGCGACCCUGCUGAAGAGACCAGCGACCCAGCUUUGGAAGUCAAAGGGAAGAGGAAGAACACAGAUGAUGACAGCCUAGAAACACUGUCAUGCAAGAUGAAGGGGAAGAAGGAGAAGGAGAAGAAAGACAAUUCCAAGGACGCUUCCAAGGAAGGCCAGGAGGUGCGGAUACGGGGAACAGCCGGCUGGGAGAACAGCUUGCGGCAGAAGCCUCCUCCCCGUAUAGUCUUCCAGGCAGGACCAGUUUCUGAGGAGAAGAAGCUGAAGGACGACGUGGAGAGUGUGGAAGGCUUCAAGGAGCGCCACAAAAUCAGAUAUUCCAGGAGGAUCUCUGCAGGCGUCCAGAUCGACUUCUCGGAGGAUAGUGCCGCAGACCUCUGGCAAAGCACCAACAGUGGCAGCACCAGAGUCCCAAAUGGAUGUCCGCCACACCCCACAAGAGUUCUGAGGAGUUCUGAAGAAUACCAGGACGGGAAGGAUUUUAGGAUCGGAGAGCUUGUCUGGGGGAAGAUCAAGGGCUUCUCUUGGUGGCCGGCCAUCAUCGUGUCCUGGAAAGCCACAGCUAAGCGCCAGGCGGCCCCAGGGAUGCGCUGGGUGAAGUGGUUUGGGGACGGCAAGUUCUCUGAGGUCUCCGCAGACAAACUGGUGAGCCUGGUGGCGUUUCACGAGCAUUUCAACACCACCACAUUCCACAAGUUGGUGUCCUAUCGGCAAGCCAUUCUGCAUGUUUUGGAGGUUGCAAGCAGCCGGGCUGGCAAGGUUUUCUCGAGCGCUCCGGGAGAUUCUCUGGAAGAGAAGGUGAAGCCGAUGGUGGAGUGGGCGAGGAAUGGCUUCAAGCCAGCGGGAAGCAAAGGACUGAGGCCACCCAAGAGCUCAGAGAGCAAAGUGCUGAGCAAGAGCAGCGCCGAAGAGCCCCCCGCUCCAGAUCCCACCCCCCCUCCAAAGCGGCUCAAGACAAACGUCUCCAAUGGCAGCAACAAAGAGCAAGUGGAAGAGAGCCAGGGCCGAGGCUGGCUGGCUGCUGAAGUCAGGAACAACAUGAAGAGCCUGGAAGACAGCUGUUUAUCAUGUGGGAAGAAGAAUCCGGUAACCUUCCACCCACUGUUUGAAGGGAGUCUCUGCAGCAUCUGCCAGGAUCGGUUCCUGGAGUUUUUCUACAUGUAUGAUGAUGAUGGAUACCAGACCUACUGUGCCAUCUGCUGCGAGGGGAGCGAACUGUUACUCUGUGGCAAUGCCAAUUGCUUUAGGUGCUUCUGUGUGGAUUGCUUGAACGCCCUGGUGGGGCAAGGUGCAGCUGACGAGGCCAAGCAAGAAGAGCCCUGGAGCUGCUACAUGUGCCAGCCGCAGAAGCGCUAUGGGGUGCUGCAGCGGAGGGAGGACUGGAACACCCGUCUGAAGGAAUUCUUCACCAAUGACCAAGGGCAGGAUUAUGAAGCGCCAAAAAUAUUCCCUGCCAUCCCAGCAGCAAAAAGAAGGCCAAUCAGAGUGUUGUCUCUCUUUGAUGGCAUUGCAACAGGAUAUCUGGUUCUGCGGGAUCUAGGCAUUAAAGUGGACAAAUACAUUGCCUCUGAGAUCUGUGAAGACUCCAUUGCUGUGGGAACUGUGCGGCAUGAAGGAAACAUCAAAUACGUGCAUGAUGUCAGGAACAUAACCAAGAGAAAUAUUGAUGAGUGGGGUCCUUUCGACUUGGUGAUUGGCGGAAGCCCCUGUAAUGACCUCUCUACUGUGAAUCCUGCCAGGAAGGGCUUAUAUGAAGGGACUGGACGGCUGUUCUUUGAAUUCUACCACCUCCUUAAUUAUGCACGCCCCAAAGAUGGAGAAGAACGUCCCUUCUUCUGGAUGUUCGAGAACGUUGUAGCUAUGAAAGUGAAUGACAAGAGGGACAUAUCUCGUUUUCUGGAGUGUAACCCUGUUAUGAUUGACGCCAUCAAGGUCUCGGCUGCGCAUAGAGCUCGGUAUUUCUGGGGCAACCUGCCUGGCAUGAACAGACCCCUGGUAGCUUCAAAGACAGAUAAACUUGAACUUCAAGAGUGCCUGGAAUACAGUCGCAUAGCAAAGUUAAAGAAAGUCCAGACCAUCACUACAAAGUCCAAUUCAAUCAGGCAGGGGAAAGCACAGACUCUCCCAGUGCGCAUGAACGGCAAAGAUGACAAUUUGUGGUGCACUGAACUAGAAAGGAUCUUUGGUUUCCCUCUCCACUAUACCGAUUUAUCCAAUAUGGGCCGGGGAGCUCGUCAGAAGCUGCUGGGCAGGUCAUGGAGCGUCCCUGUCAUCCGCCACAUCUUUGCCCCACUCAAGGAUUAUUUUGCCUGCGACUAGCCAGGUGGGGUGCCCAGGUCUCCUCUGCUGGAGAUGCCCUGAGAGGGAAGGACAACAUGAGCCAGCAAUUUUGCCCUCUUUCAAGUGUUCUCCCCAUGGGCACUGGAAGGAAAGAGCAACUUUAUGAGGAGACCGUAGGGGGAGCUU